Molecule: messenger RNA, 3490 nt
Organism: [Candida] anglica
Lineage: Eukaryota; Fungi; Ascomycota; Pichiomycetes; Serinales; Debaryomycetaceae
Source: the annotation of a GenBank genome assembly
CACAAUGGACGCUCAGUACAUUUCCUCCUUGGAGGAAACUCUCAAGCAAACGAUGGUUCCAGACUCGGCCGUCAUCAAGCAGGCUGCCACCCGUUUGACUAAAGAGUUCUACACUAGUCCUUUGGCUCUUCCAUCUCUUUUGCACAUUUUGCAAACCAGUAAUGAAGAACAAGUCCAACAAUUGGCUGCUGUUGAAGCCCGUAAAUUGAUCAUCUCCCAAUGGGAAAAGGUUGAUGGCUCGCUCAAGCCACAAAUCCGUGAUGCUAUGCUUCAAACUGCCUUCACCCAACAAUCAAAGAGAAUCAGACAUGCUGCUGCUCGUGUUGUUGCCUCUAUUGGUGAAAUUGACAUUGAUUUGGAAGACAACCAAUGGCCAGACUUGCUUCCAGUGCUUGUCAAGUCUGUCAAUGAAGCUCCAGAUCUUCAAACCAAGGAAAUGGCCGUCUACACUCUUUACACCUUGUUGGAAACUCAAAUUCCAUCUUUGGUUCCACAUGUAGCUGAUUUCUUGACUCUUUUCGCCUCUUUGUUGCAAGAUCAAUCUUCUCAAGAAAUUAGAGUGAAUGCCGUUCUUGCUAUGGAUGUUGUUUCUCAAUUCAUUGAUGAAGAUGUUGAAAUUAACACUCAAUUGGCUGGUAAGUUCCAAGCUGCUGUCCCAUCUAUGGUCAAUGUCUUGAAGGAAGUUAUCACCAAUGAUGAUUCUGAAAAGGCCAAGGAUAUCUUCAAUGUUUUCAACAACUUGAUUUUCGUUGACACCAAGCUUGUAGGUGACCACCUCAUUGCUAUGGUUCAAUUGACCACUGAAAUUGCCUUGAACUCUGAAUUGGAUGAAGAAUACCGUGUCUUUGCUUUACAAUUCCUUAUUUCCACAGUCUCCUUGCGUAAGUCCAAGAUCUUGGCUGCUAAGGCUGGUCCAUCCCUUGCUCAAGCUGCUGUUCGCAUUGCCCUGGAAGAAAUUGAUGUCGAUGAAGAAUUGAACACUGAAGAUGAUGAAAAUGAAAACGAAGAAAACUCUCCAGUUACUUUAGGUUUAAGACUUAUUGCUAUGUUGUCUGCUGAAUUACCACCAUCCCAAGUUAUUCUCCCAGUCUUGGAAAACGCACAAGCCAUGUUGGGCUCCAACAAUAUGUUUGAACGUAGAGCUGCCUUGUUAGCCAUUGGUGUUGGUUCUACCGGUGCCCCAGACUUCUUUGCCACUCAAGUCAACAAGAUCGUUCCAUUGCUUGAACGUGGUUUACAAGACCCAGAAAUCGUUGUCAGAGUUGCUGCUUUAAGAUGUCUUGCUCAACUUACCACCGAAUUGCAAGAUAACAUUGCCAAGUUCCAUCAAGAACUUUUGCCACAUGUUAUGGCUAUCAUUGACAACGCCUCUUCUAUUAAGGCUUACAAGUACGGUUGUGUUGCCUUGGAUGGUCUUAUUGAAUACAUGAGUCAUGACGCCAUUGGCCAAUACUUGGAAGGUUUGAUGCACAAGUUGUUACAAAUGUUACAUUCCGCUGAAUCCUCCACUUUGAAGUCUGCCGUUGUCUCUGCUAUCGGUUCCGCUGCCUAUGCUGCUGGUAAGGGUUUCACUCCAUACUUCACUGGUUCCGUUCAAAUUUUGGAACCAUUCAUCACCAAUGCUUCUCAAGUUGAAGGUAUGACUGAAGAUGAUAUUGAAUUGAGAGCUAUGACUUUCGAAAACAUUUCUACCAUGGCUAGAGCCGUUGGUUCUGAAACUUUCUCUCAAUACGCUACUCCAUUGGUUGAAGCUGCCUACACAUCUCUUUCCUCAGAACACUCUCGUAUCAGAGAAUCUGGUUUUGCUUUCAUUACCAACAUGGCCAAGGUCUACGGUGCUGAAUUCGCUGGCUUCCUUGAACGUAUUGUUCCAGAAAUCCUCAAAUGUUUGGAACAAGAAGAAUUCACCUUCAACGAUGUUGGUGACUUUGAAGCUGAAGAUGAUGAUGAAGAUGAUGAUGACAACAAGUUUAACGUCCACACUGGUAUUACCAUCGAAAAGGAAAUUGCAUCCGUUGCCCUUGCUGAAUUGGCCUCAGGUACCGGUAAACAAUUCGCUCCAUACGUUGAACAAUCCCUCAAGGUUUUAGGUCAACAAAUCGAAGAAUCUUACGGUAUGAGAGAAGCUUGUAUGAACGCUAUGUGGAAGAUCCUGAUCUCUAUGUUCAAGGCCCAAUACGGUGAAGAAUUCAAGGCUCCUAAGGGUGUUCCAGCUCAACCAUACGUUGAUAGCUCCAUCUUACAAAUUAUUCAACAAGUUAGAGAAGUUUCUGUCUCCUCUUUGGAAGAAGAAUUUGACUUGACCAUGGUUGCCUGUAUUUUGGACAACAUGGCUGAAGCCAUCCACCAAGUUGGUUCUGUUGCUGUCAUUAACGAUGCUAACGAUACCGCUGUUUUGGAAAAACUUUGUGUCCAAUUAAUGCUUACUUUGAAGAACGAACACCCAUGUCAAGUUGAUGAUGAAGAAGCUCCAGCUGAUGAAGAAGAAGACACUUCUGAAUCUGACGCUUUGCUUUUCGAAACCACCUUGGAAGUCCUUGUUGCCUUGGCCUUGGCCUUGGAAGGUGACUUUGCCAAGAUCUUCACUAGUUUCAAGGACUCUAUUGUUGGUUCUACUUCUACUAAGUCUAAGACCAAGAGAGUCUCUGCUACUGGUGCUUUAGCUGAAAUCGCUUCUGGUUUGAAGGGUGCUAACCCAUACUCCCAAGAAUUAUUGCAAGUUUUCACUGAAAAGUUGGCUAACGAUAAGUCCUUGGAAGUUAGAGGUAAUGCUGCCUACGGUGUUGGUAUUAUUAUCGAACACAGCACUACUGAUUUGUCUGGUGUUUACGGUACUGUUUUACAAUUACUUUUCCAAUUGUUGAACAAGACUGAACGUAGAGAAGACCGUGCCGAUGACGAAGAAUCUAUGGAUGUCGUUAACCGUUCUUACGCUAACGCUUCUGGAUGUGUUGCUCGUAUGGCUUUGAAGAACCAACAAGCUGUUCCAUUGGAACACGUUGUUGGACCUCUCUUGUCCCACUUGCCACUUGAAACUGGUUUGGAAGAAAACGUUCCAAUCUUCUCCCUCAUUGUUAAGCUCUACGAAACCGAAAACGCCGUCAUUACUAGCCAAACUGAAAAGGUUGUUGAAAUCUUUGCUGGUGUCUUUACCAAGGAAUUCGAAAGAGUCAAGUUGGUUAGCGAAGCCACUUUGGGUAGAGAAGAAAACCUUGACAGAUUGAAGCAAUUCCCUAACGAUGAAAUUAGAGAAAAGGUUGUUGGUUUGUUGAGAUUCUUGGACACCAAGUACGCUGGUGUCGUUUCUUCUAACGAAGUGUUGAAGACUGUCAUUUAAGUUUAUUUUUCAGGUUAGAUUUAAAACUCUAAAAAAUUAAUUUCUUGGCUCUAUACAUAUACCCGUUUAUCUUCUGCAUUAUUUCCACAUCUGCAAUUACUCCUUACUUGCAUUGACACUUUUAUAUUAAUUUAAUUUAUAUUUGUUACAUUA